Aspergillus ibericus CBS 121593 is the source of this 183-nucleotide messenger RNA. RefSeq lists its product as uncharacterized. The transcript has a single exon. The annotation marks the transcript as partial. The record is from RefSeq and is a predicted model, not a curated record. NCBI's taxonomy places the organism in Eukaryota, Fungi, Ascomycota, Eurotiomycetes, Eurotiales, Aspergillaceae.
GGGAGCUCCUAUUUUUUUAUAUUUAAAAAAAAUAGUAGUUUAUACUUAUGUGUAGAUUAUAAAAGUUUUAAUAAAAUAUUUAUUAAAAAUUACUAUUUUUUAUUUUUUAUUUUAAAGAUCCUUAAUAGAGUUUUAAAUAAUAAAUAUUUUUUAAAGAUUAAUAUCAAGGAUGCCUACUACUGA